Molecule: messenger RNA, 4887 nt
Organism: Desarmillaria tabescens
Lineage: Eukaryota; Fungi; Basidiomycota; Agaricomycetes; Agaricales; Physalacriaceae
Product: ribonuclease H-like domain-containing protein
Exons: 19
Coding region: 1-4476 (1491 amino acids)
Biological process (GO): proteolysis
Molecular function (GO): cysteine-type peptidase activity
Source: RefSeq, a predicted model, not a curated record
AUGCUCAGCACAGAUGCGUUUGAAGAAUUUUCGAAACUCUGCCCCAUCCCUUCAGUGCUCGGUCAACUAAUCCUUCCCUCUGGACCUACUGUCAGUGACGUUAUACAGUUUCAUGGCUUGCCGACUCUCACCCACGAGAUUAUCCCCCUAAGCUUUGGCAAUGAUGUGACCCUUCUUACUGAACAUAACCUCCACAUACUACGUGCCAUGCGUGUUCCACCAAUGAAACAGCUGAAUGAACUGCUUCGUAGCGCUAUCAGUGCUCUUGAACGCGGAUGCUCAACUGUUCAAUACUCGAGCCCAUCAAGCAUGCAUUUGUCUCGCUCUCUUGCAUUUCCACUUUGGAUCAUCUCAUGGUGGUGUCAAAUUCAUACAAUUUCCGAAGCGCAAUCAUCUUGGAAAGAUGCUCUCGGGUUUCUCGACCAGCUGAAGCGGAGAGAGCCAUUAGCUGAAGAGCUCAUUGCCCGAAUUCUUGCACUGCACUGGAAUGCCGAACUUCCUAGUGCUUUAGGUGGUAACAACACCACCAGCACCAUGACGAUGACCACUCUUGCACAUUACUGCGGGCAGAAAUGGUUGAAAACUUGCCAUCUUGAGCAAAUGACUGCCGUUCUGCAACACCGUCUAGACGAUGCUGGCCUCCAGGGUGCAAUGAUCGUGGAGCCAGACUUUUUCCGAUCCAUCGCAAUGAAAUAUCGAAAUUCAGACGAGAACAAAAACUACUCAGUGUCGCAACGGUUGACCGCUGGAUCCUUGUCGUGCCUUGGCUUUGCUGUCUGCGUGCAAAUGGACCGUGGCAAAACUGUCCUGGCGAAUGAAGAUGCUGGUAUUCGGGGUAACCAUUGGAUUGCACUAGUGGUGGAUACUGUGGAAGGAAAGAUUGGGUACUCCGACUCAUUUGACUCCCCACUGCCUACCGAAGUCAUCAAUAUUCUGUACUGGUGGCUGGCGCGACAUGGAUUUGACAGGUUUGAGAUUGUUUCCUUGCCAUUCACACGGCAGAAAGACAGCUUUUCCUGCGGAAUCUUGAGCAUUGAUGCAAUCAGUCAUUACUUCCUUCCCGAAACACCAUUGCUAUCACCGAGCGAAUGUAUCACUGGACGGCUUCGCAUGCUGAAGAACAUCUUAGAUUUUAUAGACACUGUCAUUCCUUCCAGUAACACGGUCUCUGCAUCAGCUGCUACUCAGGCUAUUUCCCCCCCUCCACUCCCUCACUCUGCGCCACGGCACCAUCAGUCAAAGUCUUCGAUAUCAACUGAUCCCGAUGCUCCCAAGACUCUCUUGGACUAUUACAUGGAUCGACUUGUCCCGAAAGGUGUUGAAACACCUAGUAUAUCCAAGCGGAAGCGCGACAGUGAUGAAUCCGAUUCUGAUAUGCCCGACGAUGCCGAAUUUCACUUUGAAGAUAUUCCUGAUACUACAAAACAUAAAGACAAGAAUGGCAAAGAUGUCGGUGGUCGUCCCAAAGACGAGAUGAUGGAGAAGCUCACUGUCAAAACCUGGAAGACUUAUAGCUCUGGAAUAUUGCCUAAAAAGAAGGGAUUCCGCUGCGCUACACCGGGUUGUAGAGAAUUUCAUGCUACUCGGAAUAAAGAGCGUGUUGCAAAACAUAUUCUUCGAGAUUGUAUCAGGGCCACAGAUGAGAUGCGCCAGAUGGUCUCGGCAUACUUCCAGGAUCUUGCGCCAUCCAAUCAGUUGAAGCAGAUGCAAGCAAAGCUUGUUACAAAGACCGUGACCACUGGGAGUGAUGUCCGCGCUGUGAAAACCUUACGACUGAAAUCGACGGAGUCAGGGGGGGCUGACAAAUUGGGAAAUGACACAGCGACUGCCGAGGAAUCAAAUUUGGUGGAAAAAAUGUAUGAGUUAUCGACUCGAAAAGGGCGAGAAGCACGGAACAAGCUGAUGGACUUGAAACUUGUCAUUCUGUUCUGCGCUGGAGGAUUGCCAACAAGCCUGGCCGCACAGUGGUAUUGGGCUGAUAUCUGGGCACUGGCAGAUCCCAAAUACCCAUUGCCAACUCGCGACCGGCUUGAUAAUAAGCUCAUUCCAUCUGAACAAGCGGCUAUAGCUGAUAUUCAGCUCAAAACACUGCGGAAUGAAUGGAACCUUACUAUUUCAUUUGAUGGUGGAACAACUACCGGUCGGGAGGCAUUCUGGACUGUCCAUGUGUCUGAUAUGAAGCGCAAUGUAUAUUUGCUGGAGGGGAGAGAAGCGACUGGAGUAUCACAUACCGGGGUCUGGAUCAAGGAUUUAGCGCUUGAGGUUAUGGAUCGGAUUGGACGAGAGCGUUUCUCUGGGGCUACCUCUGAUAGUACCGGAAGCACUCACCUCUGCAAGAAACUUCUCGUUGAGGAGGUGAAGACAGUCAUCCCCAAUCCAGAUAUAUGCCAUUAUAUCAGUAAUCUCAUAAAGGAUGUUGUUCGCAUCGAUUUCUUUGAGACGACUAUUAAAGUUGUCCGGGGAACUAUUCAUUUCUUUCAUAUGUCACAUAUGGGCAUUCAUGAAUUUAAAAUUGCACGCUCUGAUCUGAAUAUUGGUAGAGGCUUAGAGGCGGUUGGGAAGACACGAUUUGGAACCAUUAUCUACUCCUCGAAGUCUGUUCAACGCUGCACGCCAGCUAUCCAAAAGGUUAUCGAGCGAGGAAGGGCAGAUUUCUCGAAACUCGCGGAUUAUUUCGGCGCACCCAACAAAUCUAGCGGAAUCCAGUCCAUCAAAGCGCUUACAUUUCAAUCCCAUCUCAGCCAACUCGUCUCAUUAGGGACACCACCUAUAAAAUCACUCGCAUGUCUGGAGUCGAACGAUGCCAAUGCUGGCGAUGUCUGUCUAUUUUGGCAUGCAACAAUCGGAGAGAUGAUCGACUUUAUCUCUAACGAGGAGAAUCAUUUUCCUGAUAAUGUCCGCGACGAGCUUCUGGAUAUAAUACAUCAUCGGCAUAAUGAUUUGUUCGUAAAAGGGGGCACUUACUAUACCCCAUUAUAUCUGGCUGCUGCGUAUCUGAAUCCUGCCAAUCUUCAGAGUGAUGUCUUCAAACCUGAAUCAGCCGAUAAGUCUUUACAAGAUGUUCAGUACCCUUCUAUUCACAAGUUUGCGAGUACAUACCUCGGUGGACUUGCUGCUGAAGAAAUCAAAGGUGGGGCACGGCCGGAGUUCGAAAAGUGGUGUGGCCGAGGCGCAGAUUUCAAGCGGACAUGGAAAGAUGAGAUGCUUCGAUACUCUCAACGCCAAUACCCAUAUAAUACUCCGAUUGAUGAAAGCCAGCCAUUCGCUGUGAUCAAAUGGUUCGAAAGAAUCAUUGCUGGAGACUUAACAGGAGGUCAGCUGCUUCCGCACGUCGCAAUCAAAGUCUAUUCCGUUCGGGUUAACUCGAUGCCAGAGGAACGUACAGUAUCCAAGUUCACCGCCAUGACGCCGAAGCAGCGCAGUCAACUGAAAGUGUCGACUAUGACAGCUAUUACUCAGAUUGGCCAGUUCUACACAAAUGAACAUAAUGCUCGAGUGAGGAAGGAAAGGGAUGAGAGGGCUACGAGCAUCAAGUUCAGUAGUGUCCGAAAAGCACUUGAUCAAGAAACGCACGACAAAUCUCUAGUUGUAGAGACUCCAGCAAACGACGAAACAUCGGAUGAGUGGCUGGACGCCGACCAUACACGAGCUCCUGCACGGCCAGACAAGUAUGCUGCCAUCAAAACACCCAUUAAUUUUGCUUCAAAACGUGUUACUGCAAUGUUGGCUGUGUCGGAGGGCACCUCAAGGCAUAGGGCCGAGUCAGAAGAAAAAGCUUCGCCUGUUCAGGCAGAUCCAAUUUUGUACCGUACAGGCAUGCUGGAAAGACUCACUGCGACUACCAAGGUGAUCGUCAUCAUAGCCACAUCUGCCAUUUACAUCAACGAGAUUCAUGCUUUAUUUACGCUUGGCACUACAUACCAAGGGGACACGGACACGACAAUUGCCGUGCGAAACUUUGUUCCUUUACGUCUGUCUCCCGCUGAAACGACGGUUCAGAAGUCGAUUGAUGCACUCUUAGCUACGACGGCAGGCGUUGAUAUCAUCAUAUGUGGAGUUAUGUCGUUCUACCUCCUUAAAAGCCGAUCGGUUUCGACAUUUCCAAGCACGACAAAGCCUCUCCUAGUCCUGUUGCGCUUUGUUGUCGUAUCGGGAUUGGUCACUACUAUGUGCGCACUUGCAAUUCUUAUCGCGUUCGUGGCUAUUCCGGACUCUCUUGUAGCUGACGGGAUCGCGAUACCCCUUCCAGGAGUUUAUCUCAACUCAUUGUUGGCGAUGCUGAACAUGCGAAAUACCUCCCAAGAGGAUAUCUUGAUUUUCAAGAGUAGCAGUGACGAGUUGAAGUUUAAAUCUCGGAGUACCACCUCGGCCCCUGAUAUACCUACAGAGGAACAGGACGUCGGUUCAUCAAUGGCUAACUUAUGCUCCAACACAGCAAUGGCGGAACAGACGGAUGUACCAGAUUUGGAGGUCUGAGUUCUGGAUAUUCAUCUCAAUUUUCGGUGAUGAAAUCGAAACUCCAACAGCAAAUAUACUACCAAAUGUAAUAAAGUCCCCAUUCGUUAGAUACUUUGCGUCUCUCAUUGGUUCUGAAUCUCAUAUGCCCCUUAUACUGCAUUAUAUGCUACACUCCUUCGAUCUGCACCGAGGUUUUAACGUAAAUCGAACCAUAUAUCAAUAUGGCCCAGCACGCUACGCCCGAGAAAGCCGGGAUACCAUCGACCCACUACUUCUAACGCCCGCAAGGGUCUCCGUUUCUCCAAACGAGCCGUUCAUGUUCGGAUUAUCGCUAAACUCGAUGGUACCCAAAUUGAAUACACUGUUCGAUGGCCGUUCCGAGUGAUUGCCUUUGUCCCCAAAUGUGAACACGGCAGUCUCGUUUAAUUC